AUGACAGAAUGUUGUGUUGUAGGGGUCCGGAGAGAAAAAUGGGACAGCUUUGAAGGAAGCUGCCAUCAAGCCAAGAACUCUCAUGCAGAGAUAGUUACAUAUAUAAAAGGAGUGUCCUUGUUCUUGUCAAGCUCAGAAACGCUCAUUCUGCAGCAGAGAAGCUUGGCACACAGGUGUGUCUGGGAUCUGAAUGCUGCUCGUCCACAUUACACAGGAGGGCGGGGAUGGCCUCCUCCCAGAGUCUCCUGGAACUUGUACUCGCACUUAAUUAUUGUCUGCCUGGCUCAGUGGUUCUUAACAGUUCAACAGUUCUCUAUCGAAAUUGUGAAAUGUUUAGGACCACUUGAUCAGGACGACACGCUCUUCGGUAUGCAAAAAGAAUUGGACACCGUGAGGCGCCUCCACCAGGAUUAA
Molecule: messenger RNA, 414 nt
Organism: Nanorana parkeri
Lineage: Eukaryota; Metazoa; Chordata; Amphibia; Anura; Dicroglossidae
Exons: 3
Coding region: 1-414 (137 amino acids)
Source: RefSeq, a predicted model, not a curated record